CGCCAUGGUAACCUUUUGUUGUCUGUGGGGCCGAGAUGAAACUUAAGCGAUUUUUUCUCAGAUAUUACCCACCAGGUAUAAUCCUGGAAUAUGAGCAAUCAGGCUAUCUGAGGACCAAAUCGAUCGAUCUUCUUGAUCUGACACCCGAAACAAACCCGGAUGAGGUGGUGUCAGAAAUCAAACAAUCAGAGCCUCUUAUCACAGAGUCCCGGGCAGAGCAAGUCAAGGAGUUGGUAGUUCGACUCCAACAGAAACGGAAUCAAAAGGAACGCCACAGGUUCUGCUUCUGCAAGGAGCUGAAGGCCCACAUUCUGCCUCUAACGAAUGUUGCCUUUGACAAAUCUGGAGCAAGGUUCAUAACUGGGAGUUAUGACAGGACAUGCAGAGUGUGGGACACUGCCUCUGGCAGAGAGCUGCAUACACUCGAGGGUCACAGAAACGUAGUUUACGCAAUCGCAUUCAACAAUCCCUAUGGAGACAAGAUUGCCACAGGCUCUUUCGAUAAGACCUGCAAACUGUGGUGUGCAGAGACUGGCAAAUGCUUUCAUACUUUCCAUGGACACAGGGCUGAAAUAGUGUGCCUGGCAUUCAACCCUCAGAGCACGCUGGUGGCCACGGGCAGCAUGGAUGCCACUGCAAAGCUAUGGGAUGUGGAAAGUGGGGAGGAGGUGGCCACACUGAGUGGCCACACAGCCGAGGUCCUCUCUUUGUGCUUCAACACCGUCGGCAAUCAUCUUGUCACUGGCUCCUUUGACUACACAGUUGCUAUAUGGGAUGUUGCAUCCAAAAGGCGUGUUCACACUCUGACAGGUCACAUGGGAGAAAUAAGUAAUGUUCAGUUUAACUGGGAUUGCUCACUCAUAGUCUCUGGUUCGAGUGACAAAACCUGUAAGUUGUGGGAGGUUGUCAGUGGGAAGUGUGUGGCCACCCUAGUCGGACACACGGAGGAGGUGUUGGAUGCGAGUUUUGAUUUAAGCGGUCAGCUUAUUGCUACAGCUUCUGCUGAUGGUACAGCAAAAGUAUUCAGUGCAACUACACAUGAGUGUCUGGUGACAAUGAAGGGCCAUGCAGGGGAAAUCUCCAAGAUCUGCUUCAGCCCUCAGGGAAGCAGGGUCCUCACAGCAAGCUUUGACAAGACAGCCCGUCUGUGGGACGUUCAGUCCGGAGAGUGCCUUCAAGUCCUAGAGGGCCACACUGACGAGAUCUUCUCCUGUGCCUUCAACUACGAGGGAGACACUAUCAUUACAGGCAGCAAGGAUAACACAUGUCGGAUCUGGUGCUGACCUUUCCUCGAACCAAUCAGACGAUCAGAUCGGCAUAUAUCAUGAGUACAGCAAUCAAGUUUGGAUUACCAUCCCCAUAACACAUUUGAAAAAAAAAAAAAAAA
Messenger RNA from Cyprinodon tularosa, 1387 nucleotides. It is a transcript of the gene daw1, whose product is annotated as dynein assembly factor with WDR repeat domains 1. The record is from RefSeq and is a predicted model, not a curated record. Gene Ontology annotation, molecular function: protein binding. The coding region runs from base 36 to 1283 and encodes 415 amino acids. The transcript has 13 exons. NCBI's taxonomy places the organism in Eukaryota, Metazoa, Chordata, Actinopteri, Cyprinodontiformes, Cyprinodontidae.